UAUAUGUAUACUUGGCUGAAUUAAACAGCUGUUUCUCUAUGAAAAGGAAAUAACCUAUAAAAAUAACCAAACUAAUAAUUGUAUAUAAUUAUGAUGAGUGAUUAAGAAGGAAAAUAAUUCUGAGUGAAUUUUAAGAAGGAAAAUAAUUCUCACGUGUAAAAAAUAAUUCCCUUGACAUGUCAAAAUCGCGACGCAACGAUUCCAAUGUCACAUGUGGUCGCAUCAUUUCGCCGGCGCGUUUUGAAACAUGGCCGAGGGAUCGUCGAAGAGUGAUAAUCAUGAAACGGGAAGACCGCGAUUCGGAACGCGAAACUUGCCCCUCGACGGGGACGUCUUCCAACAUAAUGCAUGGGAUAAUGUUACAUGGGAUGAGGAACAGGAAAAGUUGGCACAACAGAAAGUGGAUGAGAAUUCCAUUGUUACAAUAUCAUAUGAAGAAUUCCUGAAAUAUGAAACUGAAGCGGACAAAUAUUGGGACAAAUUUUAUGGCAUACACAACAAUAGAUUUUUUAAAGACAGACAUUGGUUACUGAUUGAGUUUCCUGAAUUAGCACCUAAUACUGUAAAAGAGGACACAGAAAGACCUAUGAGGGCUGCACUUACUGACGAAGAUAAAAGUCACGGAGAUAAGCAUAUCAAAAUCCUAAAUUUGCCAUGUAAAGAUAAUUGUAGAAUAUUCGAAAUAGGCUGUGGUGUAGGACUAUUUGUGUAUUGCUGUGAUUUUUCCGAGAAAGCAAUUGAUAUACUACAACAAAAUCCUGCUUAUGAUGUAGAUAGGUGUAAAGCAUUCGUCCUUGAUGUGACUCAAGAAACAUGGGCAACUCCUUUUGAGCCUCAAAGUCUAGACAUUGUUAUCCUUAUAUUUGUAUUGUCUGCCAUCCAUCCUGAUAAAAUGCAACAUGUUGUGCAGCAAAUACACAGGUAUCUAAAGCCAGGUGGAAUAGUUUUGUUUCGCGAUUAUGGCAGAUAUGAUUUGGCGCAAUUGAGAUUUAAGAAGGGUAAUUGUCUCAGCAAAAACUUUUAUGUGCGUGGAGAUGGCACCAAAGUAUACUUUUUCCUACAUGAGGAAAUUAGAAAGUUAUUUACCAGUAAUGGCUUCAUCGAAGAACAAAACUUUGUGGACAGAAGGCUGCAAGUUAAUAGAGGUAAACAAUUGCGAAUGUACAGAGUAUGGGUGCAGGCGAAAUAUCGAAAGGCACCGUUGUAGAAAUUGUAAUUUAUCAAAAUUCUCACGAAUAACGAAGAUUUACGAUAGAAAUCUGAAAACACAAUGUAAUUGAGUAAAAAUAUAUUUUUAUAUCAU
Molecule: messenger RNA, 1303 nt
Organism: Formica exsecta
Lineage: Eukaryota; Metazoa; Arthropoda; Insecta; Hymenoptera; Formicidae
Gene: Mettl2
Product: methyltransferase-like protein 2-A
Exons: 6
Coding region: 248-1207 (319 amino acids)
Molecular function (GO): tRNA (cytidine-N3)-methyltransferase activity
Source: RefSeq, a predicted model, not a curated record